AUGAGAUUUCGACAGAUGUUUGUAACCAUCAAUAUGUUGAUGGAUCACACUGCUUCUAGUCCUAUCCUUCAUCGACUUGGAAUGGCCAGCCCCACCAGACCAACUGAAUUAGCUGACAAAACAGUGUCUCAAUCAAGUGGUGUGGUCUGGGGAGCUACCACUCAAGCAUACCAUGAUAGUGUGGAAGAGGCAGCCCAAAUGGAAGCAAUGGCAAAAAAUCAUGGUCCCCCAGACUAUCUAAUGUAUCAUGAUAGAAAAAUGCAGCAGGUUGGUAGCCCAUAUACACCAAUGAUGAAUGUGCCUGGUGGAGCUGUAACCGAGGCACCACCAGUAUGGACUCAACAACAAGAACUCAUAGGAGUGGGGGUAAUUGGUGGCUUACUUAUUUCUGUUGGUGUAUUGUGGAAAUGCCUCAGUGGUAAAGUUGGGGGUAAACAUCCCUGUGAACAAGACUCAGACUUUGAAUAUCCCUCCGAUCCAGAGGCGGAUGCAAGAGAUAGGGCAACCUUGGCAGAGUGUGCUGCUAGAAACUUCCAGCCAAAACCAUAA
Messenger RNA from Melampsora larici-populina 98AG31, 549 nucleotides. RefSeq lists its product as uncharacterized. NCBI's taxonomy places the organism in Eukaryota, Fungi, Basidiomycota, Pucciniomycetes, Pucciniales, Melampsoraceae. The transcript has 3 exons. The coding region runs from base 1 to 549 and encodes 182 amino acids. The record is from RefSeq and is a predicted model, not a curated record.